Gallus gallus (chicken) is the source of this 2370-nucleotide messenger RNA. RefSeq names its product leucine rich repeat containing 31 (gene LRRC31). Lineage: Eukaryota; Metazoa; Chordata; Aves; Galliformes; Phasianidae. Gene Ontology annotation, molecular function: protein binding. Bases 467 to 2215 code for a protein of 582 amino acids. The record is from RefSeq and is a predicted model, not a curated record. The transcript has 11 exons.
GAAUCUUGUGUGGAACAAGCUCAUUUGUAGUCACGAGUACAGCCAGAGAACGAAGGAGAAGCAAGUGGCAAAGUCUCAAGACAGCCAGGGAACAGAAGGGAGUGUUCAGCUGCUUGCAUUUAAGGGAGCUCAGCUGCGGCUCCGGCAGAGAGCACCCAAAGUGGAUUCUCAACUCUCCCCCCUGAAUAGCAAGGCUGGGGCAGCAGGCUGCUGUCAGGAGAGGUGUGCGGCAGCGGAGCGGCAGGAAGGACCCGCAGAGCUGUUGUGCAGAGCUGUUGUGCAGAGCUGUUGUGCAGAGCUGUUGUGCAGAGCUGUUGCCAUAAGGCUGAUGAAGACGGGAACACUCUAAAGAAAAGCACCUGGAAUGCCCUGAUAGGUAGAAGUGAGGUUUUGUUCACGUGCCAUGGCUCACUUCUGCCAGCCCUGAAAGUGCUGUAAAAGGUGAAACAAGCCCACAGGUGUACCGAUGGAAAAGACAGGAGAUGCACAGAGUUGCCAGAACAAGAGUGAGGAGGACAUCCCAAAGAGUUCCCCAUUUGACUUUGUUAUAAAACAGUUCCAAGGGAAGAGGUCCUCUUCUGGAAAAAGAAAAGAGCAGCCUUCGGCCAUCCAGAAGUUCUUCAGUGGCUUUGACUUCGGGAAAUCGGAAGGCAAGGAAAGACAAGAAACAGAAGAAACAUUAAAAAACAACUGUAGAGCUGAUGAUCAGAGUGAGAAGGAAAAUCUCCCAGUAGAAGAUGAAUCUUCGCAGCUGAUUUCUGAGGCAGAGUCACCAUCUGGCGAGCAGAGAUUUAACCAGUUCAUGCAGAAACUGGGAAAGAAACCCAACAGCAAGAACCUGGAUCUCAAUAAUUGUGCAUUAAGUGCAGCAGAUGUAACAGAGCUGGCUUCUUUACUGCCAUUUCUCCCAGAGCUGGAAGAGAUCAGCCUCUCCUGGAAUGGUUGUGUUGGAGGGACUUUGAAAACCCUCACUGCUCAGCUCCAUCAUGUGAACCUGCUGAAAGUCCUUCGUCUGAACAACUGCAGGCUGUCAGCUGAGGAUGUCACCUCCUUAGGAGAGGCAUUUGAAAUUGUUCCUCAACUUGAAGAACUGGAUUUAUCAUGGAACAGUAAUAUAGGUGGAAAACUAUCACUCCUGACAAAAAAACUUCGGAAAGGAUGCAAGAUUAAACUUCUGAAAAUUACAGAUUGUAACCUGACAGCCAAAGAUGGAGAAUCCCUUGCUGAAAUACUAAAUGUGCUCCCAAACCUUGAAGUUUUAGAUCUCUCUAUCAACAAGCACAUCGGUUGCAGCAUGAAGGUCAUUGCUCAGGAUCUGAAAAAUGUACCAGGCCUCAAGGAGUUGAACUUGCACAUGUGUGGAUUAAAGCAGGACAGCCUCCAGGGCUUAGACGCCGCUUUACAGCACCUUACAGCACUGAGAAAAUUAGACAUAUCGUGUAACAAAGAGAUUGGUGGUGGCUUUAAAGACUCAACAGCUCAUUUGGCCAGCUUGAAAAAUCUCGAAGUCCUUGACCUCCACCAGUGCUGUGUAACAGAAGAAGACGUGGCCGUUUUGUCCCAGGUGAUACCUUUACUCUCCAGUCUUCGAGAGCUGAAUUUAUCCUGGAAUAAAAACAUAGGAGUCUCAUCUGACCCUCUUCUCGGCAGACUCAGGUUUUUACCUAAGCUGAAAUCUGUGGCCAUCAGCAAUUGUGGUUUGGGCGAGGAGUCCUUUUCAGCACUAGCUGAGGCUGCCCUUCACCUUCCUGAACUGGAGAUAUUAGACCUUUCUUGGAAUAAGUGCGUUGGUGGAAACCUAAAGCUGCUUUUGGGAGCACUAAAGCUUGCAACGGAGAUUCAAGUGUUAAGACUGAGCAGCUGUAACUUGGUGGCUGAAGAUUUGGCGCUUCUAACGUUACUGGCACAUGAUGGCCACCUAGCCAGGUUACGGAAGCUGGAUUUGAGUUAUAAUAACAACAUCUCUGAUGAAGGGUGGAUGGUUUUCUGUCAAGGCUUAGCAGCACUCAAAGAACUCUCAGAGCUGGAUGUCAGUCUUCGCCCAUCAUCCUGCAGUGCCUGUGGGACGUGGUUCAGUGAGUUGUUAGCAGCACUGACAAAGCUGCCUGCAUUGGCAGAGCUGGGGAUGCAAAGAUGGGUCCUUUCAGAAUCACAGCGUAAACAGCUGGAAGGCUUUAAUCAAGACAACAAAAGAAACAUUCGUUUUGACUGCUGACGGAGGUUGGAGGUUUCUGGAAAGCCUUUCACAAGCAAUAUGUGAACUAAGUACUGUGUGUCUCGCUUAGAAGACUGCACGGUUUCUUGUUAUCUCUUCUUGUGAGAGGACUUGAAAUGGUUGAAAAUUUAUAUAAAAACAGUUAUUUAACUUUC